AUGGCUCAAUAUAUUGGAUUGGGAGACGAGAAUUUUGGUGGGUUAGAAGAUUUCUGCGAUGCCGUCCUGAAGACAGAAGAUGGCUAUUGUUUCAAAGUACAUCGAGUAAUUCUCUCCAAAAAUUCUAUAUAUUUCCGAGCUUUAUUUCUUUUUGGUGGAAGUAGCAGAUCAGCUGCAGAUUUUUCGUUGUCUUGGUUUAGUGGACGCACUGUGAAACAAGUUCUUAAUUAUUUAUAUUAUGGCAAAAUACCUUUAGAAAUAGACAAUAUUGUGGAAUUACUGCUGGCAGCUGACUACUUUUUAUUGGAUGAUUUGCUUCGAAAAUGCCAGGUGUUUGCAAAAGAAAAUUUAUCCUUGAAAAAUUGUGUGAAGAUAUUUGUAGCAAGUCAUAUAAAUAACAGAUUAGAGCUAUACAAAGCUAGUAGAAGAUUUAUAAGGUUCAAUUUCAGCAAACUUUUAGACCAACAGACAAACGAUAUAGCUGAUAUUCCAUUUGAAUUAUUUAAAAUCCUCCUGGAAGAUGGUAGUUUGAACAUUCCUGAUGAAACGUACAUAUGGAGAGCAGUAGAGCAGUGGGUUAGCGACUGUUCUGAAAGGUUGCCAGUUGCACAAGAAUUUCUCACUACGAUUCGUUUCCACAAUCUCAAUCAACAUUUAGCCCAAUAUAUCCUGAAAAAUUUCACAAGACCAAGACAGCCAAAGAAAUUAUAUCUGAUUGCGAAGAGUUUCUCCAAGUGGAACAUUGCCAUGACAGACUUGUAUGUGACGUAUAGUGAAGACCUUUGCAUGAGGCGGAAAGUCACCUUGCAGGCAAGAAAUAACUUCUGGCCCAACCAGAUGUUUGUUAUCAACCACUUAGCCUAUAUGUUUGAUUCCUGGUCAGGAAACGCAAUGAUAUUUAAUCUUCUCGAUAACACUUGGGAUGAAAUGCAACCCAUGAAUAGUUCACGCAAGAAAUAUACUAUCGUACACAAAGGGCAAUUUUUAUAUGCCAUUGGUGGAUAUUUGGAUACAUUUGAUGAAUCAGAAACAUCUUGUGCAUUCGAGAUAUAUGACACUAAAGAUCAAGCAUGGAAACAUUUGGGUUCGACAGUCAACAGCGUAACAGCUGCAUCGAUAGGAAAUAAAAUAUACAUUCUUGGUGAAACACCAACAUCACGUAUUAUGACAGCAGAAGAAUAUGACACAAUUAGCGGAAACUUCUCUGAAAUGCCUUCACCAGAAAUUUCUCGAACCGGGUUUGCGAUGGUCGCUUAUGAAAAUCAGUUAUUCGUUCUAGCAGGAUUGGGUGAUUACGGGCAGUUGAACUCAGUGGAAAUUUUCAACCCAGAAACCCGUACCUGGAGGCAAUUUCAGUCUCUACCAUAUGGGUAA
Messenger RNA from Argiope bruennichi, 1374 nucleotides. RefSeq names its product kelch-like protein 10. Lineage: Eukaryota; Metazoa; Arthropoda; Arachnida; Araneae; Araneidae. Bases 1 to 1374 code for a protein of 457 amino acids. The transcript has 2 exons. Gene Ontology annotation, molecular function: protein binding. The record is from RefSeq and is a predicted model, not a curated record.